GUUGCGCCCCAUCCCCCCCCGCGGCCGGCCGGUUCCAGCCCGCACCCCGCGUCCGUGCCCGCGCCCCCCUUCCCCGCCCCGGGGCCCCGCCAUGGGCCUCACCGUGUCCGCGCUCUUUUCGCGGAUCUUCGGGAAGAAGCAGAUGCGGAUCCUCAUGGUUGGCUUGGAUGCAGCCGGCAAGACCACAAUCCUGUACAAACUCAAGUUGGGGGAGAUCGUCACCACCAUCCCCACUAUAGGCUUCAACGUGGAAACGGUAGAGUACAAGAACAUCUGUUUCACCGUCUGGGACGUGGGAGGCCAGGACAAGAUCCGACCGCUGUGGCGGCACUACUUCCAGAACACUCAGGGCCUCAUUUUCGUGGUGGACAGCAAUGACCGUGAGCGAGUGCAGGAAUCGGCCGAUGAGCUGCACAAGAUGCUGCAGGAAGAUGAGCUGCGGGACGCAGUGCUGCUGGUGUUCGCCAACAAGCAGGACAUGCCCAACGCCAUGCCCGUGAGCGAGCUCACAGAGAAGCUUGGCCUCCAGCACCUGCGCAGCCGCACGUGGUAUGUGCAGGCCACCUGUGCCACACAGGGCACGGGCCUGUACGAUGGGCUGGACUGGCUGUCUCACGAGCUGUCGAAGCGCUAACCAGCCAGGAGCCGGCCCCUGCUUCCCGGAAGCUCCUACGUGUGUCCCUGGAGUCCCAUCUCCUGGGCUGCUCAGGCGGUGCCCUGGCUUCCCUGCCCCUCGCCCCCACACAGGCCCUUGCUCCUGCCUGCAUGUUCUCUGUCGUUGGAGCCUGGAGCCUUGCUCUCUGGCCACAGAGGGGUCCCCUCUCCUGCCUGCUGGGGUUCCCCCAGGGAGGAGCUUCCUGACCGAGGCUCCCGUCUUCCAGAGGAGGGAGGAGCAGGGAUCUGGGUUGACCUUUUUUUUCCUGUUUUGGGGGUACCCUUGGGGUCAGCUUGGGGUGGGGGGGCAGGUGAGGGCCCCGGGUGGUGCUAUGAUGUGGCACUGGAUACUGGGUAAUAAAUUUGCUGUGGUUUGUA
Molecule: messenger RNA, 1032 nt
Organism: Ochotona princeps (American pika)
Lineage: Eukaryota; Metazoa; Chordata; Mammalia; Lagomorpha; Ochotonidae
Gene: ARF5
Product: ADP ribosylation factor 5
Exons: 6
Coding region: 92-634 (180 amino acids)
Biological process (GO): vesicle-mediated transport; intracellular protein transport
Cellular component (GO): plasma membrane; cytoplasm
Molecular function (GO): GTPase activity; GTP binding
Source: RefSeq, a predicted model, not a curated record